AUGCAAGCCAUUAAAUGUGUAGUUGUUGGUGAUGGUGCUGUCGGAAAAACCUGUUUACUCAUCAGCUACACGACAAAUGCUUUUCCCGGUGAGUACGUUCCAACCGUUUUCGAUAACUACUCUGCUAACGUAAUGGUUGACCGGAAACCUGUGAACCUUGGUUUGUGGGAUACAGCCGGUCAGGAGGAUUAUGACAGACUACGACCACUCUCAUAUCCACAAACUGAUGUGUUUCUGGUGUGCUUUUCCUUGGUCAGUCGUACAUCAUUCGAGAAUGUUCGUAGCAAAUGGCAUCCGGAGAUAUCCGCUUAUGUUCCUAGAGCUCCCAUUAUUCUUGUUGGAACGAAACGGGACCUUCGUGAUAGUCCUAACGGGCUAAAAUCCACAACGUUUCCAGUAACAUAUGCAGAGGGUUGUAGAAUGGCAAGAGAAAUUAAAGCUGUGAAGUAUCUGGAAUGCUCUGCUUUAACUCAGUUUGGAUUAAAAGAUGUCUUCGACGAAGCUAUUCGAGCAGUACUCAUGCCCGAAGGAAAGAAAAAGAAACAUAGUUCAUGUGAAUUAGUUUAAUAUUGGGAUAAUAUUGCUCUAGUUGUUGUCGUGGAUGCUUCCAUAGAGUAAACAUACAAGUGGGCGAGACUGUGUGUUUGUGAGCUUAUUAUUCUGUAUAAUUAAUUUAUUUUCACAAUUACUCGUUAUCGAUCGACUGACUGGUCGCCACAUUCACCAACACGAUCCUAUACAAAUGUGUGUGUGUAGGUCGUUGUGUUUGUGGUGACACAACCAUCUUUUCUAAUUAUCCGGUUGAUAUUUACUAUUCACAACUACACACAAACAGACAAUAGAAUCUCUUAUGAUUUUGACUGUUCACUCCGUUUUCCUUCGUUUUGAAUCUCAGCCCUGAUUUUUUCGCUUGUUUUAAUUUUUGUGUUCGCACAUGAAUGACCGUGCAUAUUCUUCUCAUUAGUUUACCAGUGUAGGGAAGCUGACUUAUGUAAUAUAUGUUAAUAUUUGUAUUUGAGUUGUUUUUUCUCUUUUUUUCUCAUGUUCAGAUCGAUGAGUAUUCUUUUUUUUGUGUGAUCCGAAUCGUACACACAGGCGUAGUCAUUGUGCUUCCCUCUUUAGUCAAGUUUGUGCCUCUCUUUGUUUUCUUACUUGAUGUUGCCUAAUUUUUUCUCUGAAAAUUGCAUCUAAGAGAACCGUUGCCACUGCCUCCAUCCUCCUUAUGCUAACUAUUCAUACAUAAUCUCUCUUAGUUAGAUUCGCGUUGUUCUCCUUUUCUCUUGUGAUUAUUGUCAUAUUAUGAAACAGAAAUGCAAUGUAAUUCGAUUCAAGACAACUACAAACCAGUAUUUUUUACGCACCCGAUUCGUUGUUAAUGGCGUUUUACAUCACGCUGUUCAUUUGUUCGAACCAAUGUAGAGUGAAUUUUCGAAAGAAACUUUUAAUUAGUGGACGGCAUGGUACUUUCAUAUUACCCUAUGUCAGUCUAACAACUACCUGUAAGCCUGGUCUGUCUUUGUUAUGUCUCUCACACUUUUUCAACUACCUGUAAGCUUGAUUUGUCUUUGUUAUCUGUUUCACACUCAACCUUUGUUUUGAUCUUACAUCCUCUUCUGUAAUUUUGCGAUUAUGAGAUGUAUCGUUUCGUUCUUAAUUUUGUAUGUCGAAUGCGCCACUUUGAAGAAAUUAAAACAAUGAGGCAGACUAUCUUAUCUAAUUAUCAAUUAGUCAUGAUCAUAUUCUCUAUUGAUACUGAUACAUGACAACUUAUGCAUCACUGAACUGAUUAAUUAUUUGCACUCAUUACAUAUUAUUUCUUGAUGAUCAUUACUUGUUGUUUUAUGGUUGCAUUAUAAAAGAUGCAUAUGGAACAAAUGAUAACCAGGAGAGUGUAGAAUUUUAUUAUGUAUAUAUAUAUAUAUAUGCAUAUUUCUGUAUUUAUCUCUACUAAUCAAAUCAUUUGUUUGUUUUCAAAUUGUGUCUGUGUGUGAAGUAUAAAAAUGCAGAAUGCUUUUCGGUAUAUUUUAUGUUUUCUCUUUUGUUUCCUAAAAAGGUAAACUGAUAUUUGUGAUUUCUCUUGUUGUAUUCGUUUAAUAUUUUGAAUGGAUUGUUUUUAUUAUCAUUAUUUGCAUAUUCAAUUAUUUGACUGACUUUUAAUAUAAUUUUCACUGCUUGCUUUU
Schistosoma margrebowiei is the source of this 2180-nucleotide messenger RNA. The record is from the annotation of a GenBank genome assembly. NCBI's taxonomy places the organism in Eukaryota, Metazoa, Platyhelminthes, Trematoda, Strigeidida, Schistosomatidae.